CCCUUUUAAAUGGGGGGAAGCUGUAUUAACUUAUUUUAAGUGUUUUUCUUUGCUGCCAGAAAGGCAGCCCGCGGGCUCAUUCAGCAGCAUGGCGAUGGAUGAUGGGCAGUCGGUGCCAAUUUCAUGAGCUAAAGUGGAACUCUGAAUUCCAUCUGAUCACGUGACUUAAAAAGUGUAGAAUUAUCGACGGACAAAAAGAACGGACACUUAGCCGAGUGCGGCACGGCGACAGUUAAUGGGCCCGAGGCGUGAGGCUUUUUUGCAUACUGGAAACAAGAGCGGCUCCGAUGUUUGCCUGUCAUCACAUCACAUGACUCUGCUCUGACUCAAGCACAGAGUCAGGAGGCCAGAGAAUGGGCAACUCCUCCGGCAAAGGCGAGGGAGAUGAGGAGGAGGAGGAGGAAGAGGAGGAGAAAGAUGGCGAAGAGGUGGAAAUAGUGCAGAAGAAAAAGAUCAAAGAAGAAGAAGUCGAAGAAGAGCUUCCUUUGGGGGUGGAUGAAUUGUUGGAGAGUGGAGAUCCCGUGUUGGAUUUAAGCUACCGUAAAUUUAAACGUUUACCUGCUCGUGUUUGUGGACUGAUGCAUUUGGAAAAGCUCUACGUUUGUGGGAAUAGCCUGCGCGCUCUUCCCGACGGUAUAACUCAGCUCCAAGGUCUUCGGAUUCUGGCCCUGGACUUCAACAAGAUGGAGGAUGUUCCUCUUGCCAUCUGCCAGCUGGCUAACCUCAGCCGUCUCUACCUGGGCAGCAACCGUCUUAUGACGCUGCCACCCGAGCUGAAGAACCUGCGAUGUCUCCGCUGCUUGUGGCUGGAGAGCAACUACUUCCAGUGGUUUCCCAAAGAGCUGUACGAACUUCCCAACCUCAAAUCCUUGCAGAUAGGUGACAAUCGACUGAAGACGUUGCCUCCUGACCUUUGCCGCAUGGAGAAUUUAAGAGGACUGUGGCUCUACGGGAAUCGCUUCCAAACCUUUCCGAAAGUCCUCCUGAGCAUGGACGGCUUGGAGAUUCUGGACCUUGACCGCAACAAAAUAUCCGAGUUCCCCAACCUGAAGCGCAUCACAUCCCUUCGUCUCUUCUCUUACGACCACAAUCCGGUCAAGGAGCCUCCUAAAGUGGGAGAUGAGGUGACAGUAGUUGGAGAAGGUGCAGCGGAGUUCUUGGAGGAACGUGAGGCUAGGAAGGACAGGCAGCGCAAGGAGGCAGAAGAGGCUGCUCUGGCGGGCGAAGAGCCCAUCAUUCACGGCAUCUUGAAGAACAGCGGCUCCAGACAAGCCGCUAACGAGGACAACUUCAAGGAAGGAGAAGGGGAGGAGGCUGAAUCUCCCGUCUUUGAAUACGACGGUGGCGAGUUGGAGUAUGACGACGAGGCAUUUGAGUAUGAAACCGAGGAGCUGAUCUGUGAGGGGGAUGCUUUGGACUAUGAGGGUGAGGAGCUGGAGUAUGACAGGGCUUAUAUGGACUAUGAGUACGAGGAGGAAAUGGAAAAGAAGGUGGAGGUAUAAGAUCACAGAUCUCUUUCCAGACUGAAAAGCUCUGUCUGCAGGUUUCAGUUUACUAUGAAUCGGAACAGUGAGUGGCUUAUUUUUAACACAUUUGCUGUCAUUUAUAGCGAUAAACGUCUAAUCAACAUUAACUGGGAAUCUCAAUGGGGUGCUAUGUCGGGACCUACUCGGGAGUCUUAAUGACAACACUACAGUUGUUACUGAUCAAACGUCCCAAUUUGCAUUACGGCAGAAUACCGGUAAC
Corythoichthys intestinalis (scribbled pipefish) is the source of this 1746-nucleotide messenger RNA. Its product is annotated as leucine-rich repeat-containing protein 10B. The record is from RefSeq and is a predicted model, not a curated record. The coding region runs from base 354 to 1502 and encodes 382 amino acids. The transcript has 2 exons. Gene Ontology annotation, molecular function: protein binding. Lineage: Eukaryota; Metazoa; Chordata; Actinopteri; Syngnathiformes; Syngnathidae.